UACUCUCCAUUUUUCUCAACUCCCUUACUUUAAUCCCAUUCACUCCUCAAUCUCUCCCUCUUCAUUCAUUAACGGCCAUGUCGAUUCCGGUGACCCGAAAACCUCGGUACCGCCUCGACGCCAUCUCCCUCUCCCUCUCCAUCCCCUCACGCGCCAUCCUCUCCGACGUCACGUGCUCCGCCCUCCCCUCUGAGCUCCUCGCCAUCGUAGGCCCCAGCGGCGCCGGAAAGACCUCCCUCCUCUCCAUCCUCGCCGGAGCUCUCCCCUCAGGCGAAAUCUCCGGUCAUAUCCUCCUCAACGCCGCCCCUCUAUCCUCCUCCUCCUCCUCCACCAAGCUCCGCCGUCUCUCUGCCUACGUCACCCAAGAUGACACCCUCUUCCCCUUACUGACGGUUCGCGAGUCGCUUUUGUUUUCAGCCCGACUCCGCUGUGCCCGGACGGAGCCCGAAACCCGAGUUCAGGACAUCCUCAACGAGCUCUCGCUUGCGCACGUGGCGAAUUCGAGAAUCGGGUCGUUAUCUGGUGGAGAACGGCGUCGGGUCUCGAUUGGAUCCGAACUCGUUCACGACCCACAAAUUCUCCUCCUCGACGAGCCCACCUCAGGCCUCGACUCCGCCUGCGCCCUCCACGUCAUCACUAUUCUCAAAUCGAUGGCUGUUCUCCAGGGCAAAACCGUGAUCCUCACCAUCCACCAGCCCGGGUUUCGGAUCUUGGACCUCUUUGAUAGGAUCCUGCUAAUUUCCAACGGGUCCGUUAAGCACCACGGCUCUCUUCCGUCUCUCGAAGCGAAACUAAUCGAAUCGGGUCACUCGAUCCCGCCCCACGUUAACGUGCUCGAGUUCGCCAUGGAUGCAGUUGAAACGCUACCAAGUCAGGUCAUGGCCCCGUCACCUUCUAUGUCCCAGCGAGAGUUUUGCGAUCUAGUCCCUAAAGAAGCUCGAAUUUAUUACGCAAACUCUCGCUUCAACGAGGUUAGAAUCCUCACAGCCAGAUUCUUCAAGAACGUCCUCAGAACAAGGCAGCUAUCGUCGGCAAGAAUGCUUCAGUGCGUUUUAGCGGGAUUUGCGCUAGGAACGAUCUUCAUGAACGUAGACAACAUUUCGUCUCGAGUCGGAUUUUUCGCGUUUACAUUAACGUUCCUCCUAUCCUCAACCGGGUUUCUCUAUUUUUGGCUGGUGGUCUGGUUGGUCAUGGCGAUGGCGAACUCUUUCGUAUCGUGCUUCAGCGCGAUGGUUCCUAAUUUCAUUUUGGGCAACUCGUUGAUCGCAGGCUUGAUGGGUUCGUUUUUCCUAUUUUCCGGGUAUUUUAUCGCGAAGAGGAACAUACCGAAGUACUGGAUUUUUAUGCAUUAUUUGAGUUUGUUUAAGUAUCCGUUUGAAGGGUUUAUGGUGAACGAGUACGGAGGGGAGAGGGGGAGGAGGCAGUGCGUGACCAGAGACGGGGAAGGAAUCUGUGUCGUUGAUGGGGAGAUGUUUUUGAGGCAGCAAGGGUUGGUUGGGGAGCAAAAAUGGAGGAGCUUGAUUGUGAUGCUGGGGUUUAUUGUUGGGUAUAGGGUUAUUUGCUUUGUGGUUCUUUGGGUGAGGUGUUGUAGGUUGAAGAGAUUAAAUUGAGAAGCGUUAAUGAUUUCAAGUUACUGAAGCUCUCAGGAUUCUCUAUGAUAUUUAUGGGUGGAAUGGAAAUAUGAUACUUUCAAAG
Messenger RNA from Asparagus officinalis (garden asparagus), 1695 nucleotides. RefSeq names its product ABC transporter G family member 10-like. Gene Ontology annotation, cellular component: membrane. The record is from RefSeq and is a predicted model, not a curated record. Gene Ontology annotation, molecular function: ABC-type transporter activity; ATP binding; ATP hydrolysis activity. NCBI's taxonomy places the organism in Eukaryota, Viridiplantae, Streptophyta, Magnoliopsida, Asparagales, Asparagaceae.